AUGUCUUUCCUUGGCCGCGGCUCGCAACCUUCUGCUGGUGGUGUCAACCAGGAGCGUGUAGAUAUGGCUACCCAGGAGCUCGACAUGAUUACAGACAUUUUUAACCGUCUCGUCACGUCAUGUCACGCGAAGUGCAUCAGCCCACGGUACGCGGAGGGAGACCUCAACAAGGGCGAGAGCGUUUGCAUCGACCGUUGCGUGUCGAAGUUCUUCGAGGUGAACAAGAAGGUCGGGGAGAAGAUGCAGAACGUCGGCGCGGCAGCCGGA
Molecule: messenger RNA, 267 nt
Organism: Trametes versicolor FP-101664 SS1
Lineage: Eukaryota; Fungi; Basidiomycota; Agaricomycetes; Polyporales; Polyporaceae
Product: mitochondrial import inner membrane translocase subunit tim10
Exons: 3
Biological process (GO): protein insertion into mitochondrial inner membrane
Cellular component (GO): mitochondrial inner membrane
Source: RefSeq, a predicted model, not a curated record